AUGGCGUUCGUACCCCCAACGGGGCCCACGGUGGUGGACCAGACCACCCUAAUGAAGAAAUACCUCCAGUUUGUGGCUGCUCUGACAGAUGUCAACACUCCUGAUGAAACUAAGUUGAAAAUGAUGCAGGAAGUCAGUGAGAACUUUGAGAAUGUCACCACAUCAGCCCAGUAUUCCACCUUCCUGGAGCAUAUUAUCCCACGCUUUCUUACCUUUCUACAAGAUGGGGAAGUCCAGUUCUUACAGGAGAAGCCUGCACAGCAAUUGCGCAAGUUAGUUCUAGAAAUAAUCCACCGGAUCCCCACCAAUGAACAUCUCCGCCCUCACACCAAAAAUAUUCUGUCUGUCAUGUUUCGUUUCCUGGAGAUUGAAAAUGAGGAGAAUGUUUUGAUCUGUUUAAGAAUCAUCAUAGAGCUACACAAGCAGUUCAGGCCACCAAUCACCCAAGAGAUUCAUCAUUUCCUUGACUUUGUCCGUCAGAUUUAUAAAGAGCUUCCAAAAGUUGUAAAUCGCUACUUUGAGAACCCACCUGUGAUUCCCGAAAACACUGUUCCUGCACCUGAAAUGGUCGGCAUGAUUUCCACCAUUGUUGUCAAAGUAAAUCCAGAGCGGGAAGACAGUGAAACAAGAACACACACAAUCAUCCCUAAAGGCUCUCUCUCCCUCAAGGUGCUGGCGGAGUUACCAAUUAUAGUAGUUCUUAUGUACCAACUCUACAAGCUAAACAUUCACAACAUGGUGUCAGAAUUUGUCCCUUUGAUCAUGAACACAAUUGUAACCCAAGUUUCCGCCUCUGCCAGGCAGCACAAGUUGUACAACAAAGAACUCUAUGCUGAUUUUAUAGCUGCCCAGAUCAAAACAUUAUCGUUUUUGGCUUACAUCAUUAGAAUCUAUCAGGACACUGUGGCAAAGCAUUCCCAACAAAUGGUUAAAGGCAUGCUGCAGCUUCUUACCAACUGCCCACCGGAAACCGCUCACCUCCGGAAAGAGCUGCUUAUUGCUGCAAAACAUAUCCUCAGCACAGAUUUAAGAAGCCAGUUCAUCCCCUGCAUGGACAAACUAUUUGAUGAAUCUAUCCUCAUUGGUUCUGGAUACACAGCCCGGGAGACCCUCAGACCAUUAGCAUACAGCACAUUAGCAGAUCUUGUACACCAUGUUCGACAGCAUCUUCCAUUAAACGACUUAUCUGCUGUCCAGCUGUUUGCUAAGAACAUUGAUGAUGAGUCCAUACCCAGCAGCAUCCAGACCAUGUCCUGCAAACUGCUGCUGAACUUGGUGGAUUGUAUUCGCUCCAAGAGUGAGCAGGAAAAUGGGAAUGGCCGUGAUAUUCUCAUGAGAAUGUUGGAGGUGUUUGUCUUAAAGUUCCACACCAUCGCCCGCUACCAGCUGUCAGCCAUCUUUAAGAAAUGCAAGCCCCAGUCUGAGCUGUGUGCAGCUGAUGCCAUCUUAGCCAGUGUCCCGCCAGCUACUCCUGCCAAUGCUUUGCCUGCUGCUCCAUCCACACCGCUUACCCAGGUUCCACUUCUGGUCUUUGACAAGCAAGGAGAUAAAGAUAAAGAAGACAAGCAAACCUUUCAAGUGACUGAUUGUCGCAGCUUGGUGAAGACCCUGGUGUGUGGCGUGAAGACCAUCACUUGGGGAAUUACAUCAUGCAAAGCACCCGGAGAAGCUCAGUUUGUCCCAAACAAGCAACUGCAGCCCAAAGAGACCCAGAUUUACAUCAAACUUGUGAAGUAUGCCAUGCAGGCUCUAGACAUCUACCAGGUCCAGAUAGCUGGGAAUGGGCAGACUUACAUCAGAGUGGCCAACUGUCAAACUGUACGCAUGAAAGAGGAGAAGGAGGUCCUGGAGCAUUUUGCUGGUGUCUUCACUAUGAUGAACCCCCUGACCUUUAAAGAAAUCUUUCAAACUACAGUUCCAUACAUGGUGGAGAGGAUUUCUAAAAACUAUGCUCUCCAGAUUGUUGCCAAUUCCUUUUUGGCGAACCCCACCACGUCGGCCCUGUUUGCUACCAUCCUGGUGGAGUAUUUGCUGGAAAGACUUCCGGAGAUGGGAUCCAACGUUGAGCUGUCCAAUUUGUAUCUCAAGCUGUUCAAGCUAGUGUUUGGCUCAGUUUCCCUCUUUGCUGCAGAUAACGAGCAAAUGCUUAAGCCACAUUUGCACAAAAUUGUGAACAGUUCAAUGGAGCUGGCUCAGACUGCCAAGGAACCAUAUAACUAUUUUUUGCUGCUCCGAGCGCUCUUCAGAUCUAUAGGAGGAGGCAGCCAUGAUCUCCUGUACCAGGAGUUUCUGCCUUUGCUACCUAACCUGCUGCAAGGUUUGAACAUGUUACAAAGUGGCCUACAUAAACAGCACAUGAAGGAUCUGUUUGUGGAGCUGUGUCUCACUGUGCCUGUUCGUCUGAGCUCUCUAUUGCCAUAUCUUCCUAUGUUGAUGGAUCCGUUAGUCUCUGCUCUGAAUGGCUCUCAGACGCUUGUCAGCCAAGGUCUAAGGACUCUGGAGUUGUGUGUGGACAACCUGCAGCCUGACUUUCUGUAUGAUCACAUUCAGCCUGUCCGUGCUGAGCUUAUGCAGGCCUUGUGGAGGACACUUCGUAAUCCUGCAGACAGCAUUUCUCAUGUGGCGUACAGAGUCCUGGGAAAAUUUGGUGGCAGCAAUCGCAAAAUGUUAAAAGAAUCGCAGAAGCUGCAAUAUGUGGUCACUGAGAUACAAGGACCCAGUAUUACAACUGAGUUUGCAGACUGUAAGGCUUCCAUUCAGCUUCCAAUGGAAAAGGCCAUCGAGACAGCCUUGGAUUGUUUGAAGAGUGCAAACACUGAGCCUUACUAUCGAAGACAGGCUUGGGAGGUGAUCAAAUGUUUCCUGGUGGCAAUGAUGAGUUUGGAUGAUAAUAAACAUGCCUUGUAUCAGCUGCUGGCACAUCCCAAUUUCACAGAAAAGUCUAUACCUAGUGUCAUAAUCUCACAUCGAUACAAGGCUCAGGACACGCCAGCUCGCAAGACCUUUGAGCAGGCCUUGACUGGGGCCUUCAUGUCUGCCGUCAUCAAGGACUUGAGGCCAAGCGCACUGCCCUUUGUUGCCAGCCUUAUUCGCCAUUACACUAUGGUAGCUGUAGCUCAGCAAUGUGGUCCAUUCCUCUUGCAGUGCUACCAAGUUGGCAGCCAGCCCAGCACUGCCAUGUUUCACAGCGAGGAAAACGGCUCAAAAGGCAUGGACCCACUUGUACUGAUUGAUGCUAUUGCAAUUUGCAUGGCCUAUGAGGAAAAAGAAUUGUGCAAGAUAGGGGAGGUGGCCCUGGCUGUAAUAUUUGAUGUUGCCAGCAUUAUCUUGGGAUCAAAAGAAAGGGCGUGCCAGUUGCCAUUGUUUUCUUACAUUGUGGAGCGUCUAUGUGCCUGCUGCUAUGAGCAGGCCUGGUAUGCGAAGCUUGGUGGAGUAGUCUCCAUUAAGUUCCUGAUGGAACGCCUUCCUCUGAUUUGGGUGCUUCAAAAUCAACAAACGUUCCUUAAAGCCCUUCUCUUCGUCAUGAUGGACUUGACUGGAGAGGUUUCUAAUGGAGCUGUCGCCAUGGCGAAGACUACUCUAGAGCAGCUUUUAAUCCGCUGCGCAACUCCACUGAAAGAUGAGGAGAAAACGGAAGAUAUCACAAACGCCCAGGAAAAGUCGUUCCAUUUGGUGACGCAUGAUCUUGUGCGGGAAGUGACCUCACCUAACCCUACUGUCAGAAAGCAAGCAAUGCACUCUCUGCAGGUCCUGGCACAAGUCACUGGCAAAGGGGUCACUAUGAUUAUGGAACCCCAUAAAGAGGUCCUGCAGGACAUGGUCCCUCCAAAGAAGCAUCUACUGAGACACCAGCCUGCUAAUGCUCAGAUUGGGCUAAUGGAAGGCAACACUUUCUGCACCACCCUGCAGCCAAGACUCUUCACUAUGGAUCUCAAUGUUGUAGAACAUAAAGUUUUUUACUCCGAGCUCCUGAACCUAUGUGAAGCAGAAGAUGCCACCCUAAUGAAACUUCCAUGUUAUAAAAGCCUUUCUUCCCUUGUCCCGUUGCGUAUUGCAGCUUUAAAUGCCUUAGCAGCUUGCAACUACUUGCCACAGUCUAGAGAGAAAAUCAUUGCAGCUCUCUUUAAAGCCCUGAACUCUACAAAUAAUGAGCUGCAGGAGGCUGGUGAAGCAUGCAUGAGGAAGUUUUUAGAGGGAGCUACAAUAGAGGUAGACCAGAUUCAUACCCACAUGAGGCCUCUACUGAUGAUGCUUGGAGACUAUCGGAGCUUGACUCUUAAUGUUGUAAAUCGCUUAACGUCUGUCACCCGGCUGUUCCCUAACUCCUUCAAUGAUAAAUUUUGUGAUCAGAUGAUGCAACACCUGCGUAAAUGGAUGGAAGUUGUAGUGAUCACCCACAAAGGAGGACAAAGAAGUGAAGGCAAUCCUGCCAUGGAAGGGGUAGAGGAAAUGAAGAUUUGUUCAGCAAUUAUCAAUCUCUUUCACCUUAUUCCCGCUGCUCCUCAAACUCUAGUUAAGCCACUGCUGGAGGUUGUAAUGAAGACUGAGCGGGCUAUGCUAAUUGAGGCUGGAAGUCCAUUUAGAGAGCCUUUGAUAAAGUUCUUAACCAGGCACCCGUCUCAGACUGUGGAGCUUUUCAUGAUGGAAGCUACAUUGAAUGAUCCGCAGUGGAGUCGAAUGUUUAUGAGCUUCUUAAAGCACAAGGAUGCAAAACCAUUACGAGAUGUGCUGGCUGCUAAUCCAAACCGUUUUAUUACCCUUCUAAUGCCUGGUGUGACACAAGCCACGGUGAGGCCUGGUUCUCCCAGCACCAGUACCACAACAAUGCGGCUUGACUUGCAGUUUCAGGCUAUCAAGAUAAUUAGCAUUAUAGUAAAGAAUGAUGAAAACUGGUUGGCCAACCAGCAUUCAUUGGUAAGUCAUUUAAGACGUGUGUGGGUGAGCGAUGCCUUUCAAGAGCGACAUCGGAAAGACAACAUGGUGGCAACAAACUGGAAAGAACCCAAACUUCUGGCCUUCUGUUUGCUCAGCUACUGCAAACGCAAUUUUGGGGACAUUGAACUGCUUUUCCAGCUCCUUCGGGCUUUUACUGGACGUUUCCUAUGCAACAUGACCUUCCUGAAGGAGUAUAUGGAGGAAGAGAUUCCCAAGACGUACAGCAUUGCCCAGAAGAGAGCACUCUUCUUCCGAUUUGUUGAGUUUAAUGAUUCCAACUUUGGUGAUGAGCUUAAAGCUAAGGUUCUGCAGCAUAUUCUGAAUCCUGCAUUUCUGUACAGCUUUGAGAAAAAUGAAGGGGAACAACUCUUGGGCCCACCAAACCCUGAAGGAGAUAACCAGGAGAGCAUCACUAGUGUUUUUAUUACUAAGGUGUUAGACCCAGAGAAGCAGACAGACAUGCUGGACUCCCUCAGGAUUUACCUCUUGCAGUUUGCCACACUUCUGGUGGAACAUGCCCCUCAUCAUAUCCAUGACAACAACAAAAACCGCAACAGCAAACUGAGGCGACUCAUGACCUUUGCUUGGCCAUGUCUGCUUUCUAAGGCUUGUGUAGAUCCAGCAUGCAAGUACAGCGGCCAUCUACUCCUCGCACAUAUCAUAUCUAAGUUUGCCAUACACAAGAAGAUUGUUUUGCAGGUUUUCCACAGUCUCCUGAAGGCACAUGCAAUGGAAGCACGAGCAAUUGUCCGCCAAGCCAUGGCCAUCCUGACUCCAGCAGUUCCAGCCCGCAUGGAGGAUGGACAUCAGAUGCUUACACACUGGACAAGAAAGAUAAUUGUCGAGGAAGGACACACGGUCCCCCAGUUGGUGCACAUUCUGCAUUUAAUUGUACAGCAUUUUAAGGUUUACUAUCCGGUGCGGCAUAGUCUUGUGCAGCAUAUGGUCAGUGCAAUGCAGCGCUUGGGCUUCACUCCCAGUGUUACCAUCGAGCAGAGGAAGCUGGCUGUUGAUCUAGCAGAGGUGGUCAUCAAAUGGGAACUGCAGAGGUUAAAAGAUCAGCCUGAUUCUGACAUGGACGCAAAUGGCAGUGGCGAAGGUGGAAGCUCAGGUGCAGGUGGUGUGAAGAGGAGUAUGACCGUCGAUGCCAGCCAGGAGGUGAAGCGUUUCAGAACAGCUACAGGGGGAAUCAGCACGGUGUUCGGCCGCAGCCAGUCCCUCCCGGGGGCAGAUGCUGUCAUUACUAAACCCAUUGAGAAGCAGCAUACAGACACCGUGGUCAAUUUCCUCAUUAGAAUUGCAUGCCAGGUGAAUGACAAUUCAAACACAGCUGGUUCUCCUGGAGAGCUUCUAUCUCGUCGCUGUGUCAACCUUCUGAAAACUGCACUGCGUGCCGAUAUGUGGCCCAAAUCUGAGCUGAAACUCCAGUGGUUUGAUAAGCUUCUUAUGACAGUUGAACAGCCUGCACAAGCGAAUUUUGCUAACAUCUGUACCGGACUGGAGGUGUUGAGUUUCCUGCUCACUGUUCUGCAGAACCCAGCCAUUCUCAGCAGCUUUAAACCUCUGCAGAGGGGAAUUUCUGCGUGCAUGACGUGUGGGAACACCAAGGUCCUGCGAGCAGUCCAUACAUUGCUAUCCCGGCUGAUGAGCAUUUUUCCUACUGAGCCUAGUACCUCAAGCGUCGCAUCCAAGUUUGAGGAAUUAGAAUGCUUAUACGCAGCUGUAGGCAAAGUCAUUUAUGAAGGUCUUACUAAUUAUGAAAAAGCUACAAAUGCCAACCCGUCACAGCUCUUUGGUACACUUAUGAUAUUGAAGUCGGGGGCCUGCAGCAACAACCCCAGCUAUAUAGACCGGCUCAUAUCCGUUUUCAUGCGCUCUCUGCAGAAGAUGGUGAGGGAACAUUUGAACCCACAGACUACUCCUGGAACUGCUGAAACCAACCCAGCAGGCACUAGUGAGCUGGUCAUGCUGAGUUUGGACUUGGUGAAAACACGCUUGGCAGUAAUGAGCAUGGAGAUGAGGAAAAACUUUAUUCAGAACAUUCUGACUUCUCUUAUUGAGAAGUCUCCUGAUGCUAAAAUCCUCGAGCCGUAGUGAAGAUAGUGGAAGAAUGGCUAAAAAAUAAUACACCUAUGGCAGCAAAUCAGACACCUACACUCCGAGAGAAGUCUAUAUUGCUGGUGAAGAUGAUGACCUAUAUAGAGAAACGUUUUCCAGAAGAUCUAGAGUUAAAUGCACAGUUUUUGGAACUUGUUAAUUAUGUUUACAGAGAUGAGGCUCUUUCUGGGAGCGAGCUUACUGCCAAACUGGAACCCGCUUUUCUUUCUGGACUGCGCUGUGCACAGCCCCACAUUAGGGCCAAAUUCUUCGAGGCCUUUGAUAGCUCGAUGAAACGCCGGGUAUAUGACAGGCUUCUGUACAUCACGUGUUCACAGAACUGGGAAGCUAUGGGAAACCAUUUCUGGAUUAAGCAGUGUAUUGAGCUCCUGUUGGCUGUCUGUGAGAAGAGCACUACAAUUGGCACAAGCUGCCAAGGCGCCAUGCUUCCAUCUAUCACUAAUGUCAUCAAUCUAGCAGAUAGUCACGAUCGGGCAGCCUUUGCUAUGGUAACUCACGUCAAGCAGGAGCCAAGGGAGCGAGAAAACAGCGAAUCCAAGGAGGAGGAUGUGGAAAUUGAUAUUGAGCUUGCACCAGGAGACCAAAGCACCAAUCCAAAAACGAAAGAACAAUCUGAGAAAGAUAUUGGAAACCAGCUUCACAUGUUGACCAACAGACAUGACAAGUUUCUGGACUCAUUACGAGAAGUCAAGACAGGAGCACUGUUAAGUGCCUUUGUCCAGCUCUGUCAUAUAUCAACACCUUUGGCGGAGAAGAUUUGGAUUCAGCUUUUCCCUAGACUGUGGAAAAUACUUACAGAUCGGCAGCAGCAUGCAUUAGCUGGGGAAAUCAGCCCAUUCCUUUGCAGCGGGAGCCACCAGGUGCAGAGAGAUUGUCAGCCGAGUGCCUUGAACUGCUUCGUGGAGGCCAUGUCUCAGUGUGUGCCACCAAUCCCCAUCAGGCCCUGUGUGCUGAAAUACUUGGGAAAGACGCACAAUCUUUGGUUCCGGUCCACACUCAUGCUGGAGCAUCAGGCUUUUGAGAAAGGCCUAAGUCUUCAGAUCAAACCUAAACAGACAACUGAAUUUUAUGAGCAAGAAAGCAUCACCCCACCACAGCAAGAGAUCCUGGACUCGCUUGCAGAGUUAUAUUCCCUUCUCCAAGAAGAAGACAUGUGGGCUGGUUUGUGGCAGAAACGCUGCAAGUUCCCAGAAACUGCCACUGCCAUUGCUUAUGAGCAGCAUGGAUUCUUUGAGCAGGCCCAAGAAACCUAUGAGAAAGCAAUGGAAAAGGCCAAAAAAGAACAUGAAAGGAGCAAUGCAUCUCCAGCUGUUUUUCCAGAAUAUCAGUUAUGGGAGGACCACUGGAUCCGAUGCUCUAAAGAGCUGAACCAGUGGGAGGCCUUGACAGACUAUGGACAAUCAAAAGGCCACAUCAAUCCCUACCUUGUGCUGGAGUGUUCUUGGCGAGUGUCUAAUUGGACUGCCAUGAAAGAAGCCCUUGUACAGGUGGAACUAAGUUGUCCAAAAGAAAUGGCAUGGAAAGUGAAUAUGUACCGUGGUUACCUGGCAAUUUGCCACCCAGAGGAGCAGCAACUGAAUUACAUCGAACGACUGGUUGAAAUGGCAAGCAGCCUGGCUAUCCGGGAAUGGAGAAGACUUCCAUAUGUUGUCUCUCAUGUCCAUACACCAUUGUUGCAGGCAGCUCAGCAGAUCAUUGAGCUUCAAGAAGCUGCCCAGAUUAAUGCAGGCCUUCAGCCGACCAACCUAGGAAGGAACAAUAGUCUCCAUGACAUGAAAACCGUGGUGAAAACCUGGCGGAACAGACUGCCAAUUGUUUCAGAUGACUUGUCUCACUGGAGCAGUAUCUUUAUGUGGAGGCAGCAUCAUUACCAAGCUAUAGUGAAUGCAUAUGACAACAGCACUCAACAUGAUCCAAGCUCCAACAAUGCAAUGCUGGGUGUGCACGCCUCCGCCUCUGCUAUCAUCCAGUAUGGAAAGAUCGCCAGGAAACAAGGACUGGUGAAUGUAGCACUGGACAUUCUGAGCCGUAUUCACACCAUCCCUACAGUACCCAUUGUGGACUGUUUCCAGAAGAUCCGACAGCAGGUCAAAUGUUAUCUUCAACUGGCUGGAGUCAUGGGGAAGAAUGAAUGCAUGCAGGGUCUGGAGGUGAUUGAAUCAACCAACUUGAAAUACUUUACAAAGGAGAUGACUGCUGAGUUCUACGCAUUGAAGGGAAUGUUUUUGGCUCAGAUUAACAAGUCUGAAGAUGCAAACAAGGCUUUCUCUGCUGCGGUGCAGAUGCAUGAUGUGCUGGUCAAAGCAUGGGCCAUGUGGGGUGACUAUCUAGAGAACAUUUUCGUGAAGGAACGCCAGCUGCAUCUGGGUGUGUCCGCUAUUACAUGCUACCUCCAUGCAUGUCGCCAUCAAAAUGAAAGCAAGUCCAGGAAGUAUUUGGCAAAGGUACUCUGGCUCCUGAGCUUUGACGAUGACAAGAACACACUGGCAGAUGCGUAGACAAGUACUGCAUUGGUGUUCCACCUAUCCAGUGGUUGGCAUGGAUCCCACAACUUCUCACCUGUCUAGUUGGCUCAGAAGGAAAACUCCUUUUAAAUCUCAUCAGCCAGGUUGGAAGAGUUUAUCCUCAAGCUGUCUAUUUUCCCAUCCGGACUCUUUAUUUAACACUGAAGAUCGAGCAGAGGGAGCGUUACAAGAGUGACUCUGGACAGCACCAGCCGAGUUCAGUCGGCACUCAGUCACAUUCUGCUUCUGACCCAGGACCAAUCAGAGCCACAGCACCCAUGUGGAGGUGCAGCAGAAUCAUGCACAUGCAACGGGAGCUGCACCCCACUCUGUUGUCAUCGCUGGAGGGCAUCGUAGACCAGAUGGUUUGGUUCAGAGAAAACUGGCAUGAAGAGGUCCUGCGUCAACUGCAACAGGGACUUGCCAAGUGUUACUCUGUGGCCUUUGAGAAAAGCGGGGCAGUUUCUGAUGCUAAAAUCACCCCUCAUACCCUGAACUUUGUGAAAAAGUUGGUGAGCACAUUCGGAGUGGGGCUGGAGAACGUCUCCAAUGUGUCCACCAUGUUUUCUAGUGCUGCCUCUGAGUCAUUGGCCAGGAGGGCCCAAGCUACAGCACAAGACCCAGUCUUCCAGAAGCUAAAGAGCCAGUUCACCACAGACUUUGACUUCAGCGUCCCUGGUUCCAUGAAGCUGCACAAUCUCAUUUCCAAACUGAAAAAGUGGAUCAAAAUUCUGGAGGCCAAAACGAAGCAACUACCUAAAUUCUUCCUGAUCGAAGAGAAAUGCCGCUUCUUGAGCAAUUUCUCUGCUCAGACAGCAGAAGUCGAGAUUCCAGGGGAAUUCCUAAUGCCGAAACCCACACAUUAUUACAUCAAAAUUGCCAGAUUUAUGCCUAGAGUAGAGAUUGUCCAGAAGCACAACACUGCUGCCAGAAGACUGUACAUACGUGGGCACAAUGGCAAGAUCUACCCAUACCUGGUCAUGAACGACGCCUGUCUGACAGAGUCCCGCAGGGAGGAGCGGGUUUUACAGCUGCUGAGACUUCUGAAUCCAUGCCUAGAAAAAAGAAAGGAGACCACAAAACGUCAUCUUUUCUUCACCGUCCCCCGUGUUGUGGCCGUCUCACCGCAGAUGCGUCUGGUUGAAGACAAUCCCUCUUCUCUCUCCUUGGUGGAGAUCUAUAAGCAGCGCUGUGCCAAGAAAGGCAUCGAGCAUGACAACCCUAUUUCACGUUACUAUGACAGAUUGGCUACAGUUCAAGCGCGAGGGACUCAAGCCAGUCAUCAGGUUCUGCGCGACAUCCUGAAAGAGGUGCAGAGUAACAUGGUGCCACGCAGCAUGCUGAAGGAGUGGGCUUUACACACGUUCCCCAACGCCACCGACUACUGGACCUUCAGAAAGAUGUUUACCAUCCAGCUAGCUUUGAUCGGCUUUGCAGAAUUUGUCUUUCAUUUGAACAGGCUGAAUCCAGAGAUGCUGCAGAUUGCACAGGAUACCGGCAAGCUAAAUGUGGCCUACUUUCGGUUCGAUAUCAAUGAUGCUACAGGAGAUCUAGACGCCAACCGCCCUGUCCCAUUUCGAUUAACCCCAAACAUUUCCGAGUUUCUCACUACAAUUGGGGUGUCAGGGCCACUGACUGCUUCCAUGAUUGCUGUGGCUCGGUGCUUUGCACAGCCCAAUUUCAAGGUUGAUGGCAUCCUAAAAACUGUACUGCGAGAUGAAAUAAUCGCCUGGCACAAGAAGACACAAGAGGACACUUCUUCUCCGCUAUCACCAGCUGGGCAACCUGAGAACAUGGACAGCCAGCAGCUCGUGUCAUUGGUCCAGAAAGCCGUCACGGCCAUUAUGUCACGACUGCACAACUUGGCUCAGUUCGAUGGUGGAGAGAGCAAAGUCAACACACUAGUGGCUGCUGCCAACAGCCUGGACAACUUGUGUCGUAUGGACCCUGCAUGGCACCCAUGGUUAUAA
This is a messenger RNA of Staurois parvus, 11527 nucleotides long. The record is from the annotation of a GenBank genome assembly. NCBI's taxonomy places the organism in Eukaryota, Metazoa, Chordata, Amphibia, Anura, Ranidae.